Molecule: messenger RNA, 1305 nt
Organism: Spodoptera littoralis (African cotton leafworm)
Lineage: Eukaryota; Metazoa; Arthropoda; Insecta; Lepidoptera; Noctuidae
Source: the annotation of a GenBank genome assembly
AUGGCAGAAGUAGGUGACAGUGUACUGUCGUCGGAACCAUUGCUUCUUUUACCUGGUAAUCCUUUACAGUAUCCCAUUAUUUGGGGUGAAACGCCAGCCGACUUCACUUGUAGAUUGUGCAUGAAAACUUUUUACAAUAAGAAUGCUUUGCAAAAUCAUAAAAAGACACAGCAUGAUGAUGAAGUCAUUAAUAGUGACGUGGAAUUCCAGCAGAAACCUGCACAGCUUAGUGAUCAAAACGUAAACGGGCUAUGCGGCUUCAAUUUCAUACCGUUAAAUAAAAACAAUGAUGAGCAAACGACAGGACGUGAUGGUUUUAUCACGCGUACAUUUUCCGAAGACACAACUUAUUUAAUUAUCAAAAUCGAGAGAAACGACAUUGAUACCGAUGCCAUGAAGCGAUACCGACUGGAUGGUGUUGUGAAAAAGACACAAAUGAAACCUAAACUACCGAUUGAUCUCAGGGGGCCAUUUACUUGCACAUUCCCUUCGACCCUGCGUCCGGAUCUGCAGUGUCGUCAGAUUUUCUUCAACUGCUGUGAUUAUUCACUUCACUAUCGGGAAGAGCAUACUAAAAGACGCAAGGCCGCACUACGCUGUCAGGUUUGCGAGAAGCGCCUGGACCGGAACUUCUACCCGAAUGAAACGAUCCCUGCACAACUGCACGCCUCAACUCAGUUUACUUUCUCUUGUCGCAUUUGCAGUCUAAUAUUCCUGGAUAGCACCGAGUACGACGAGCACAAUCGUAUCGUCCACGCAAAGAUGAAACCGCAUCAGUGCUCGAUUUGUGCUAAACGAUUCACUCAACAAGGCGGCUUACAGCAGCACAUGCGAAUGCACACAGGUGUCCGCCCCUUUGCCUGCACGUUCUGUCCGAAAGCAUUUACACAAAAGGCAGGACUGGACCAACAUCUUCGGACACACACCAAGGUGAAGCCGUUCAAGUGUGUCAUUUGUAGCAAGUGUUUCUCGCAGUCGGUGCAUCUUCGCCAACAUAUGCGCACUCACACCAACAUACAACCAUUCGAGUGCUCCGUAUGUGGACGGAGAUUCAAACAAAGUAGUCAUUUAAAUUUUCAUAUGCGUUCGCAUGUUGGAGAUGGUUCUUUAGUUAUGGAUAAUUUUGUACAAGGAGAAGGUCACGAUAACCAAAUGCAAUUUCUAAACUUGGCCAACUUGCAGCCAGUGCAAGAUGGCGACACGUUGUAUUAUGCAACAGAGCUCGCUGUCGGUCCUACGGCUAACCAAAUCUCGUUUCCAUAUCAGUCACAAGUAGUAAUGCCGGGCAACGUGCUCUCAUUGUGA